AUGUCUUCUUCAAAGUUUCUUCUUCACUUCUUCCUUGCAAUUUCUUAUUCAAAUCUUCUUCAUAGAAUUUUAUUCAAUUCUUCUUCUAGGAUUCUUUUCAGUUCUUCAUCACAGUUUCUUAUUCAGAUAUUAUUCACAGUUUCUUAUUCAAUUCUUUUUCAAGGAUUCAUCUUCAGUUCUUCUUCAUUGAUUCUUUUUCAUGGAUUCUUCCUCAUGGAGUCUUCUUCAAUUCUUCUUCACAUUUUCUUCUUCAAUUCUUCUUCAGGUCUUCUUCAAAGUUUCUUCUUCUGUUCUUCCUCACAGAUUCUUUUCAGUUUCUUAUUCAGAACUUCUUUGCAGUUUUUUCUUCAAGGAUUCAUUUUCAACUCUUCUUCACAGAUUCUUCUUCAAAUCUUCUUUAUAGAUUCAUUUUCAAUUCUUCUUCAUUCUUCAAUUUCUUCAUUCAUUCUUCUUCUUCAAUUUCUUCAAUUCUUCUUCAUGCAUUCUUCUUCACGGAUUCUUCAUCAGUUCUUCUUCAUGGAUUCUUCUCCAAUUGUUAUUCAUUUUCAAUUCUUCUUCAGGGAUUCUCUAAUGGAUCUUCUUCUUCUUCUUCAAUUCUUCUUCAGUUCUUCUUCAUUCUUCUUCAUGCGUUCUUCUGCAUGGAUUCUUCUUCAAUUCUUUCUUCAUAGGAUUCUUUAUCAUUUCUUUUCAAUUCUUCUUCUUCAAUUCUUCUUCAGGUUCUUCUUCAAUUCUUCUUCAUGCAUUCUUCUGCAUGGAUUCUUCUCAAUUGUUGUUCAAAAUUCUUCUUCUUCUUCAUAG
Molecule: messenger RNA, 798 nt
Organism: Acanthosepion pharaonis
Lineage: Eukaryota; Metazoa; Mollusca; Cephalopoda; Sepiida; Sepiidae
Source: the annotation of a GenBank genome assembly